AUGCUACUGAGCAAGCAACCCGGUGACACAGGCAUCUACGCCACCGCCACGCCGAGUCAGGUGCGACUGUACUACGUCCUCGAUCGUGUCUUCCCACUCGUUUCUAGUGGCGCGGCGUCAGCGGAGACGUCUGGUGUUCUGGGCAAUGUCGUGCGUGGCGGUCUCCGUGGCAUCGGCGCCUCCGCGACUUCCGGGUCUCUUGCGGACAUUCCACCGGAUCUACUACCGUACUUUUCUGGGGCGCCGGCAUGUGUGCCUCGCGAACACCUGCGCACGCUAUGUCGCCUCUCCGCUGUCGGCAGUUCCACCGGUUCUGUGAGAGCUGCGACGGUUAGCGGCACAUAUGCGCGAGCUGGGCGGUAUGACGCUGAUGGGCGACCAACUCCGCUCGCAACGUCGGCAUCCCACACACGUUUUUCACAACCCCCUCGCACCGGAGUGGGGUGCACGUCGGCAGCUUCUGCAGGUUCUGAUGACUGGCUGCAGCAACAGCACAUGCAGGACGCCAGCUUCGGGUACCACUGGGGCACCUCGCUCAUCCCCUUCCAUACAGUCCCCUUUGGCUGCAGUGUCGGCGAUGGCUCUAGCGAGGGUCGGCACUUGAGCUUGCAUGGCGGAACGAACGCGUUACCGCCAGAGUGGACGGCACCAACACUGACUGCCGCCGGUAUCACCCCGAUUUUUCUGGAGGAGUGCGGCCCGGGGAAGUCAUCGAGUCACAUGAGCGGGAGCAGUGCAGUGGAGAACAGUGGAUACUGCGCUGGCAGCACGCAAGCACAAGCCGGGCGCUCCGGUGGCGGAGGCGGCGGUGGUGCUCACUCCGGCAGUACCACCUUGGCUGCUACCGUCUCCACUGCUCCUACUGCCCUCUCCCUCAGCUGCGCCACUGACUGCCUGUUAUUCUUUGUGGCGAACUCAGAGGGGCUCAGCUGGAUUGGCCGCAGUGAUAUCACAACUUUGUCUCCUCUGCGGGUGCCCAUGUCGCUGCAGAUGCGACGGCACAGCCCUGGCGGAUACAGCGGGCCAGUCAGUGGCGGCGGCGGCACGGUAAUGCCAUCGGCAUCGUGUCCACCGCGGCCGUUCUCCGCAGGCUUUGGCGCGCCGCUGAAUACAACAGGGGACUGCCCGCUGCCGAACUCCUCGCUAAUGAUCUCAAGUGAGGUUGGAGAUGAUUAUGAAGGCGAUGGCGAAGACAGAGCAGGCGCAGCGUUAACUGAUGGAACCGGAGGCGGUGGCGGCGGCAGCGGCGAGACAGGCAGCAGCCACCGUGGCAGCUUAACAGGCGCUGCCAGUACCUCCUUCACUGACGGACCUGACGUGUAUGGAGGGGUAGCACCGGCGGCAGUGGUGGAACUCCCGAUGCGUAGAGGAAUCUCUCAUCGUGACCGCAUCGUCACCGCGUCCGGGUGGGAUCCGCGCAACUCGGCGAUACUUGCCCUGGGCCGACAGAGCGGCACGGUGCAGCUGCUGGAUGUUGAGUAUGUGGUGGGCUCGAUGGAGGGCAGGUGCUGCAGCCCCGCUACCACGAGCCGCUGCACGAGUGACGAUGGUACCGCCGAACCGUUUUUCGUGGCUGCCGUGGGCAGCGCUGGAGCAGGGGCCAGUGCGCUCGGUGGCUGUGGUGCCGGUGGCACCCACCUGGUGCCAUACGCCGGCGCUGACCAUCUCAGCUACAGUGUUGUUCAGCAGAAGCAAAUGCUGGGUCCCGUGACGGCGCUGGAUUGGAUGCCACAGUCCCACCUGACUGUUGUGGCCGCGCGGCGUCUCGAUGGGCUCGGCUUCUACGCGGAGCUGCUCGAUCUGCGCGCCUCCCACGAUGGUGUCACGCACCUCGGGGCCCCGCCCGAGGUGCUCGGCGUCCCUAUCUACGCGCGUACCGCAGAUAGUGCUGCCCCAUGUGCUCUCUGCCGUGCUGAGCAGGUGGCGUGCCACCCCUCGCAGCGGUACGUCGCCACAGUGGGUGCGUCACGAACGCUGGACAUCGUGCAGCUCUGGGAUGUGCGCAUGGCGACGCGGCCAGUGGCGUGUCAGGCGUACCCACGCGCGGGUUACACUUCCCUCUGCUGGAGUGCAACCGAGAUGGGGGUGGUGCUAGGCACCACGCGCGACGGCGGUCUGCGAGCGCACGUCUUCAAGGAGCUUGCGCCGUCGCGCACCGCUUCAGGUGGCCCUGUCGUCGUGGCGUCGCACCGCUACAGCAGCGCGAAUAACCCUCACCUGAGCCCGAGUGUUUUUGUCUCUGGUGGUACUGCAGGAGGUGGUGGGGCUAGCCGCAGUCACCACCGUAGCGCCCCAAGCAGCGGCCGCCCGCACCGUCUCUCGACGAGCGGCGGAGGGCAGGAGGUGGAUCGGUGGGGCGUGAGUAACAGCAAUUUCGUGAACAGCGGCUGCAGUGGGGCGGAGGCUGAGGCUGAGGACAACUUCCUCGACGAUUCCUGCAGCAUCCACUCAGACUUCUCCGGCGACGGCACCGGCACAGUCAUGCCCUCCAUCACCGAUGGAAGCAAGGCUUUGGCACGCGUCAAUAUGAAGGCGCAGUCUGCGCUCAAGUGCCGGUUGCCGUCCCGCGUGCCUGCCGCUGCAGUGGGGUGGGUUUGCCAUCCUCUCUCGGAGCCGACGAAGGCGAUCGCCAGCGGCGGCAUUCCUGGUCUCGCACCGGCGCACCGCUACACUGGAAGCCGAAUGCCUGCUGCCGGAGUUCACCACCGUGAGCCCUUGCAUACCUCUCAGGGCGCUACUAACGGCCUUCGUUCCAGAGACAGCCGCGGUGGCGACGUGGGCGGCGAUGUGAUGGCGCGUGGCUGUCGAACAGACUUGCCACAACUGCUGCUGCUCAAUGCCAGAAAUGGUGAGUUGUAUACGCAGGUGUACAACCCAGGUGGUAGCACGGUUACCAGCCUCAACAGCAGCACGGCACUGGUCGGCGCCGGCCCAAACGCGUUUCUUAUGCACACCUCGUCAGUGUACAAGGCAGCGAGCUAUGUGCAUGAGGAGGCCGUGCUGGAGCGGCUGGAGUGCCAAGCCGCCGCCGUUGCUGCUAUUACCACCGUCGCUGCGAACGCAGCUGCUGGUAGGCCGGCGUCCUCUGGCCAUACUUCUCUUUCUUCUGGGCCCGGAUCCAACGCGGGACUAGCCCUGGUGGGCGGACGCGUAGGCGGCGUCAUCUCGGCGGCUGUUGCUUCUACGAGCAAGCCGCGCAUAUCAGGCGACAGCGCCGCUGAUGAAGCUCAGUUGUCAAGUGCUGGCAGCUCCGGCACUGGCAGCGGGGGGCCUUGUACUGCUGUCAGAGUUGCCGGCGGUGGUGGCGGUGACGGCGUUGCGACGGCGGCGGCUAGACUAAAGGGUCGCCCGGUCACUUUGAUGGGUUUGGGCCUCUUGGAUGAGGUGGAGGGCGAAGAAGACGAAGGGAAUGAACGGGACACACUGCGGGUCAACUCUGUCCCGGCAGCCACUGGCCACUACGAACACCACGCUGCUGCUAGCGCCAACGCGAACGGGCAGCAGUCUGGGCUCGGCGCUGCUUCCUCCACGGCUCAUGGCCGGCCGAGCGGGAGGGCUGUGGGAGCUGCUGGAGCAGGUGGCAACGGUGGCGCGGCAGCCACAGGCGGCCCGCACGCCGGACCUCCAACGGAAACUGAGCCUGCAUUGGUGGGCACUGGAGGUGCUACUGCUGCUGCUCCUAAGGAUGUGCAGCUCAGCGGCACCAGUGGCGCCCCUCAAUUGGAGGAGAGACCUCUUGACCAUCGAGCUCCCUUGCGGGAAUCCGUCGCUGUGUCGCCGCACAAUCGGUCUGCCUCUCCAGAACUGAUGCAGCAGCAGCACAUGGUCACUACCUCCGCAACUGGCCGAAGCGUCGCUGAGUCAGCAGCAGCGGCGACCCUUCCACAAGAGAUGAGCUUUUGCCAGUUCCACUCGCUCGAGCGUACGCGGCAUCUGUGGAGACGUCUGCGCAGCGGCUUCGCAUGUGAUCCGCUGCUCAACUUGGCGGUGCUCCUGCACGAGGGCGUAGAUCGGGAGGCGUACACCGCCUUCCUCUACGGCUGCUGUGCUGCACAGUUGCUCUUCCCCAAUGCUGUGAUGUUGGUAUCAGAGCCACGUAAACCCGGCCCAACAACGGAGUCGGCAACGCCGUCCCUCUCUCUAGUUCUGGGCCUGAAGCGAGCCGUGCCGGGGCUGCUAGAGCUGCUGGUGUCAGAACGUGAUUUGCGGCGGCAGUUGGGGCUGAGUGACACGCGGUUCUCUUCACACUUUCGUCUCAGUCAGCAUCACCAGCAGCUCGCGUUGGCCAACGCAACCGCAGCUGGCGAGGCGGCGGGUUUUGCGCCUCCGAGCAGCUAUGCCAUCAUCGGCCCUGUAGGGGCCCUCGGGCUGCAGACCCCUCUGCUGACGAGCUUGUCGAGCCCCAUGGAGAGGCACAAGGGGCCAUCAGGAUUUCCACUGCACCCGUUCAGCGCCGCCGCGGCAGGGAUUCGUGGUGGUCGCCCACCGCCGCCGGCCCACCUUACGGGACCCGCGAUCAACAUUGGCGUGAACCGCGCGGCAUCAUCGGGCAUCAAGGGUGGGGCAGGCUCCUCCGGGGUGGCCGGUGGCGCUGGGAGGGACGGCACAGCACACCGUCCAACGUACCCCAUGACGAUUGGCAUGUUGCGGCAGCUCGUGCUGCAGUCCAUGGGCUGGACAGCCCCACCUGCAGCUUGCCUUGUCGAUCGACCAGCUGGGCACACGGCAGUGGGUGAGGGGACGAGUGCCAGCGCUUCUGUGGAGGUAGCUGAUGGGGUGCAGGCGACUCGGUUGCCUCCUCCGCGCGGUCACAUCCACGCCCAGCAUCCGGCGGAGAGAUUCUUUGUGCAGGGAGACGGCAUAGGCCAACACAGCCUGCAGGAGGCGCUGGAGCGGCGCGUAGCCGUGCUCGUGUUACUGGACCGUCUCGAGGAGGCUGCCGAGUUACUGGCGCUGUACGGCACGCGCAACGCGCAGUACCCCAGUAUCGCUCUGACCCUGUCUGCGGCGCGCGGCCGGCAGACAACGCUGAUGAGUCUGGCGGCGGAUGACUGUUCAGGGGUGACCUUCUGGAUUCAUUUGAUGCUCACAUACAUGGAGAUCGUGAUGCGUCAGCAGUCAUGUGGAACGGCCGCAGCAGGGGAUAGGACGCCGCCCACGGAUGCAGCAGCUUUAGGUAGCACCAGUGACGGCGGCACAUCGAGUAUGACAACGAGCACUGCUGCGGCGACGGAGCCGGUCAGUCGCUUCGAUGAAUUUUUUACGCUACCGCAGCAGAAGGCGGUGGCGCUACGCCUUUUGGAGAGGUAUCCGCGCCUGGUCCUCUCUGACAAGGUGGGCCUCGCCACGGCGCUGCUCUUGCCUUCGCGGUACCACAGCGGCCAUCUCGCCAACUUGAUUGAGGUCUUCGAGGCUUUAGUGCAGCAGCAAUACCGUGACUACUCUGCAGUCGCCACCACCAGCACGGCAGGUCAACAGGUGGUCGUCGGCAGUGCGUAUGGGACGCCGUCCUCAAUGCCACCGCUGCCCGGGAUGGGCGCGCAGCAGCAGCCGUGCGUGAAUGCAAAGUGCGCAUCGCUGGCGGGCCCAUCUUCGCUGCCUACGCAGAGCUCUUCUGUAGGUACUGCCAUGUCGCCGGCGGCUCUCAACAGCCGCUUCCCAAGUCCACCUGGCGACAUCCCCGCGCAUGGCAGUGCCGACUCUCACUACAGCGAUCCUAGCGACACCUUUGUGCUGACUGCCGUCGCCUCCGCUGUGUCCGCCAACCGCUUUGCCCCCAUCUGCAGGUGCUCGCUGCUGCUCGUGACGGCUGUGGAAGGAGUCAGCACCGACUGCCGCGCACUGCAGCGCUACGUGGACGAGAGCGGCGAUGUGCAAACGUCCCUGAGCUACGCAGCGGCAUUCGGUAAUCUGCUGUCGCCCACUGUCCGCACCUGGCGUGACGCGUACCGGCGUUUGCUCAACGACCAGGGGCUCUCCAUGUGGCGCAGUCAUCACGAUCUGCAGAUCGUGAAGCUUGUCAAGGCACGUGAGGCGGUGGACACGCACGGGGGUAGCAGCGCGACCUGCGCGAGCAGCAGGCCGCACGGCGGCGCGGCGGACGUGCCCAACGUCGUCACUGGCGUCAGUGGUGACCCUUCCUCGGGCAUUCUCGGCGUACGCACCACGCAUGGCGGUAGUGUUAGCGAAACCGCCUCUGGCGCCCCACUAGGGAGUCCAGCAGCGACUUUCUCGGGCGCUGGUGGGCCUCGACCAACAGGCUUCCCUAGCGGAUCGACGGCCUUUGGAGGCGACCUCGGUGCGACGCCUGGUGCCGCCUCCGCAGCAGCGAUGAUGUCGACGCAAACAGCGAUGAUGAUGGAGCGCACGCUGAACCGAUUAGCGCAGACCACUGUAGCCACAACCACUGACCGCGACCGCUCGUUGCGCGAGGUGGCAGCGACUGCUGGUGGGGUCAGUCCGGGAGCCAACGAGGCCGUCCACCGAACGGUGGAGCUGAGGUGCAACUGCGGUCAGGCGAUGCACGCGACGGCGCCGAGCAAGAGCUCCAUUUCGUCUAUGACCUCGACGAAUGUGACCCGCAAGCAACUCAUUCCGUGCGGAAACCCAGAGUGCCGGCAGUGGCAGUCACCAAUGUGCAUUGUAUGUGGUGAGCGCAUGGAGCACCGCGCGACGGAGCUGCCGCCAGAGCGCUUCUUCGCAUGGUGCAGCGUGUGUCUGCAUGGCGGUCACUGGUGCCAUCUGCGGGAGUGGUUCAGCAAACACACAAAGUGCCCGGUCGAGAACUGCCCCUGCCACUGCUGCGACAAUGUUCACCUCUCGUAG
This is a messenger RNA of Leishmania braziliensis MHOM/BR/75/M2904, 6825 nucleotides long. RefSeq lists its product as hypothetical. The transcript has a single exon. Gene Ontology annotation, cellular component: cytoplasm. The record is from RefSeq and is a predicted model, not a curated record. Gene Ontology annotation, molecular function: protein binding. The coding region runs from base 1 to 6825 and encodes 2274 amino acids. Lineage: Eukaryota; Euglenozoa; Kinetoplastea; Trypanosomatida; Trypanosomatidae.